This is a messenger RNA of Aspergillus piperis CBS 112811, 1650 nucleotides long. RefSeq lists its product as uncharacterized. Lineage: Eukaryota; Fungi; Ascomycota; Eurotiomycetes; Eurotiales; Aspergillaceae. The record is from RefSeq and is a predicted model, not a curated record. The transcript has 2 exons. The coding region runs from base 237 to 1322 and encodes 361 amino acids.
ACCCCGUCAAGCCCUGAUUCCCACUGGGAGAGCUCCUCUGGCACUUCUAGAAAUCAGUAGUGGAGUAGUUCACAACACCCCUCGGUAAAUGCCUCCGAGGUAGUUGGAUAUAUAUCGGCAAAUUACUUGCCAUCGCCGAUCAACCAAAACCCCCCCAAACCAAUUCCUCGUCACUGCGUGAUUGCCACCCAGCAAAAGAGAACCCCAAGACAACCCACAAAACAACGCAACAAAGUAUGGCUGAUCCCAUAAAGACACUUGACAACGCAAGCCGCUACGGCGAUGCUUCAACCGUCUCGCGAAAGACAUACCCAGUUGCGGGGAUCCAAACCACAGUCUACGGUCUUGAUGAACUCCCCACACAAACCUCCGACAUUGCCUGUCUGUGGCUCUUACAUCCCAGAGGAGGUACCCAAGAACGUAUGAAAGGCAUUGGGACGACCAUCAUCGCGGAUUGGAACUCCAGGAACCCCACCAAGGGCCUCAUUGCUGUCGCAUUCGAUCAACGCAAUCAUGGAACGAGAGAGGUAGAUCCGCUGGCCAAUGAAGCAUGGAGACAGGGAAACCCUCGACAUGCUCAGGAUAUGUUCUCAAUUUUUCAGGGCACUGCCCGAGACGUAUCUCUUCUGAUUGAUUACCUCCCCUCCUAUGUGUUCCCCCACUCCGAUCGCAAGAUCGUCGAUAAUCUGGUGUUGGGUGUUUCCCUGGGCGGCCAUGCAGCAUGGAGCUGUCUUCUGCAUGAACCUCGCAUAAGCGCCGGGGUCGUCGUCAUCGGCUGCCCGGACUACGUGAAUCUGAUGGCUGAUCGGGCCAGAUUAUCGAAGUUGCCAUCGUGGACGAGCACCGACACCCCAGGCUCUCAAUUCCUUGGCUCUGAGGCUUUUCCUUCAUCUCUACUGGAUGCUGUGAAGAAGUACGAUCCGGCCGGUCUGUUGUUGAGCCACGUGAAGUCGGCCUCGGAUGUCGGUCCUCUUCGCAGUGGACCAUUGCCGGAGCCGACGGAGAGCGAGAAGGCUGCGUUGCGACCGCUCCUUGCCCGUUCCAUAGCCGGAAAGAGGAUUCUCAAUUUGGCCGGCGGCAAGGACAAGUUGGUCCCUUAUCAUCGCGGGGAGGUGUUUUUGGCUUGGUUAAAGCAGGCUGUCGCUUCGCAGGGCUGGUUUGCCGAUGGUGCUGUGACCUUCGAAGAUAUCAUCGAUGAAGAGGCUGGGCAUGAUAUGACCGGGAAGAUGAUGGAUGAGGCAACUCGUUUCAUUCGUGAAACCCUGGAGGCCAGCAACAAAGCCCCAGAGAAGGUGGGGUCGGUGCGUGAAUCGAAGAUCUAGAACUCUUUCUCUACUCAGGAUGUACUACGACCGUUGUUUUACAUAGAGACCUACAUAAACGUCCCGGUACCUCUACAUCACAUAACAUAGUCCUCUACUACAAUCACCAUAUUAUCAUUAUCAUACGGAUACCACGGGAGGAUUACAAUAACCGGGCAAUGGGCAUGAAUUAGAGCCAUAUCUUCCGAACUUUGGAGUAAAGAGGAAGGUCAUAGUCCAGUGGUCUACGCAUUCUGUAAUCGCUGCAACUCCAAAGGGCAUUUCAGAUCUGGGAUAUACAUCCUCAAAACCGGCGCUGCUGGCUCAUACUCAAAAACAGCCGUAUUCA